AUGGGAGAAAGGACGGCAGAAAGAAAUGAAGUGAAAGGAGACACAGGAAAAUCUGAACGAGAGCCUGAAGGGUUGCUACAGCCUGGCUCAUUCAGGCCCCGAUCUCCCCGAAGCCUCGACGUCCUCAUGGCCUUCAAGCUGAGGCAUCGGCGCCCGAUCCGAGAGGGACGGAAACUAGACCGCUGCGCCAGAGAUGCAGAUUAUAAAGCCUUUGUCCGCAACAGAUCAGAUCAGACAUACACUGGCAGCAUCCUCAUAGCAGUCAACCCCUACAAGGAGCUGGAAAUAUAUGGACCCGACGUGGUGAUGCGGUACCAGGGCCGGAAGCUGCUGGAGGAGGAGCCGCACAUCUUCGCCAUCUCGGAGUCUUCCUUCGUGGCCCUGCAGCGCCUCGACAAGAACCAGUCCUGCGUCAUCUCGGGCGAGUCGGGCGCAGGCAAGACGGAGACGACCAAGUUCAUCCUGCAGUACCUGUGCUCCGUGACCUCCGGGGUCUCGACGUGGGUGGAGCAGCAGAUCAUCGAGGCUAACAGCAUCUUGGAGGCGUUUGGCAAUGCAAAGACAGUUAGAAAUGACAACUCUAGUCGAUUUGGAAAGUUUAUGCAAGUGUGCUUUGACACAUCUUGGCACAUCAAAGGCUGUGUCAUGCAGGACUACCUCCUGGAGCAGUCCAGAAUCACCUUCCAGGGACCUGAAGAGAGGAACUACCACGUCUUCUACCAGCUAGUUGCUGCUGCACAAAAUAACAAGGAAAUCGCAGACCAGUUCCACUUGCGGCCGGCGAGCUUCUACACCUACCUGAAUCAGUCGGGUUGCAUCACCAUAGACGGGGUGGAUGACGUCAAGAAGUUUGAUGGACUCCGACUGGCCUUCAAUGUGCUUCACGUUCCGCCAGAGAUCUGCGAUGGCAUUUUCGGCACGCUGGCUGCUAUUCUGUGGCUAGGCAAUUUGGAGUUCGUAGACAUUGAUGGCGAGAAGUGCGAGUUGAGUACAAGCGACAAGGAGGUGCUGACCAUUGUCGCAGAACUGCUGAAUCUGGAGGAGGAGGACCUGCUGGGCAUUGUUCUUCAGCGCCAGAUUAACAUCAGAGGAAACAUCACUCGCAUUCCACUCAAGCUUGCUGAGGCUCGAGAAAACAGGCAUGCCAUGGCCAAAGCGCUGUAUUCGAGAACAUUUGCUUGGCUUGUUGACCACAUCAACAAGUGCACCAACCCUGGGCAGGACCAGACGAGAUUUUUAGGUGUGCUGGACAUCUUUGGAUUCGAGAACUUUGCAACUAACUCUUUUGAACAGUUGUGUAUCAACUAUACCAACGAAAAACUACACAAAUUCUUUAAUCAUUACGUGUUUGCAUUGGAGCAAGAAAUUUACCGUCAGGAGGAGAUCAAGUUUUCCCACAUCACCUUCACUGACAACACAGAGUGCCUUGAACUGCUCGAAAAGCCUCCAAGGUGCAUCCUCAAACUCUUAUCUGAAGAGUGCCGAAUGCCCAAGGGUGCCGACAAAUCCUACUUGACCAAGCUACACCAAGAAUUUGAUUCCCAUCCGAACUACAUCAAGGGUGAAGACAGAAGAAAGUGGGAAGUGGAAUUUGGUAUCAACCACUAUGCAGGUAAAGUGAUAUACACAGUGAAAGGCUUUGUUGACAAGAACAGAGAUGCACAGCAAGAUGUAUUUUUCGAAUUGAUGAACAAAUCACGGAACAAAUUUGUUGCCGAUCUCAUCAGAUUCCAGGAUCUCCUUGGCUGCACCAUUGCCAGAAUGGGUACCAUACACAGCACAAUCUCCAGAGGAACCUCAAAGGGAAAGCCAACAGUUGCUGAUGCUUUCCGCAACCAACUUCAGGCUUUGGUUGAUGUCCUGCAGUCAACUAAUCCAUGGUAUGUUAGAUGCAUUAAGCCAAACAAAAGCAAAUCCGCUGACUCCUACGAUGAACUGAUGGUGCUCGACCAGCUGCGGUAUUUGGGCAUGAAUGAUAUCAUCAGGAUCCGCAAGGAAGGAUUCCCUAUUCAUAUGACCUUCACAGAUUUCAUCACCAGAUACUUUUGCCUAAAUAAGAAGCGCAGACAUCCGACGCCAAAAGACCAUGUGAUUGACAUCAUGAAGGGUCAGAAUUUACCGCCAAGGGAGUGGCAAGUUGGCAAGAGCAAAGUAUUCAUCCGGCAGAAGGUGUAUGAGCCACUAGAAGACCAGCGAGUCACCACAAUGCGUGAUGCAGCCGUCAAAAUCCAGGCCGCAUAUCGCAUGCAUAAGCAUAGAAUGGAAUAUAACAGGAUACGAGCAGCAUGUAUAAACAUCCAGAAUCGCUACCGUGGCUGGAGGCUACGACUGGUAUUCCUGAGAAAGAGGAGGGCGGCAGUGAUUAUUCAGUCUAAUGUCCGAGGAAUGUUUGCCCGAGAGGUUGCAAAUGCCCUUCGUGAAAUGAAGCGAAUUGAGGAGGAACAGCGGAGACGAGAGAAGCUGGAGGAGGAGAGACGGCAGAGGGAAGAGGAAGCCCUUAAGCUGGCAGAAGACGAGGAGAAGAGAAAAGAGUUGGAGGAGGCGCAGAGCAAACAAUAUGAUGGGCUAGCAGCUGUAGGGGAAGGGAAAGUCGAGGAGGAGAUGGCCACACUCUCCAACAUGGCCGAGACGGUGAACACGCGCCUGGCCACCUCCGGCCCCACCAAUCCAGACGACGCAUCUCAGGGCUCAGGAGAAGGGGUCGACCUCGACAAUCUGUUCUCCUUCUUAUCCAACAUGGAAUCAGAGAGACAUGUCCUUGAUGAAAUAUCUCGGCAGAUGGAAGAACUUGCCGACAAUGUGGAAGAGGAGAUCGAAGCUCUCAACCGCAGCGAAGGGGAAGGACAGGAAUCCCCUCUGCCUCCGCCUCCACCCCCCCACGCCCCAGAUUCUCUCCCUCCUCCUCCGCUGCCUCAGGACCUUGUUUCCCCCCCACAAGUCGCGGAACAAACGCCACCUCCUCCGCCAGCGUUGUCCAUGCCCCCUCAUCCAGUCCCAGGGGCGGCAGAGCAGAAGGGUAACAGAGAGAGUGGGGACAGCCUGCCUCCUCCACCUCCGCCACAGUUUGGUUGUUGCCCUCCACCUGCUCCUCCAGAGGAAGAGGUUGAGUUAAGAAGACCUCGAGAACAUUCUCUAGAACGUCGUCGAAGAGCCUCGGGUCAGAAGCGGCCUUCGAGAUCCCCAUCUGCUCGAAGCCCCUCACGGGUGUCACGAUCCGGUACAAGAAGUCCUGUGCAGCGGGUGAGCAGUCGCAACAAUGGCGUGGUUGAAGACCCAGACAGAGUUGAACGUCGGAAGCAGAGAGUUGAGCGCAAGCUUCACGAACUGGAGGAGCUUGAGGAGAACAAAGAGAACGAGAGCCAGAAUCAUUUUGAUAUGAUUGAGUUUGCAGAAAAGUAUUUCAAUAAUCAUGAACGUUCGCCUGAGGGCACCAUCAUGUCUACACUGACCCGCAAACGUUCCACAGCAGAGUUCCUUCCCAAGUAUGAGCUGAUCACGUAUUCUCGCUCCUCCAUCAUCCCUACCUCUCAUGUCCACCUUUAUGACCCAGAAAACAUCAACCUUGCUUGCACAAUCUUUAGGGACUUAUGCAAAUACUGCCGAGGAGAACUAAAACCCGAGCAAGAGAUAACAACUAUCCAGAACAUUAUCGCUCAUGGCCUGGAGCGGGAGGAGCUGCGCAACGAAAUCUUCGUCCAGUGCAUGCGGCAGGUCACCAAUAACCCGAGCACAGAAUCACUGGAACGGCUUUGGCUGAUGUUGUGUCUGUGUGUUGUGGCUUUCCAACCGGGAAAACUUCUUCAUAAGUAUUUUGUAAGCUUCCUUCAAAAGAGCCUUAGCCUUGAUGGAAAGCUGCGGCAGUAUGUGCAGUGGUGCCUCGAAAACUGUAAAAAUACGAAGGUCAGUUGCAGAAGACUGCCACCUUCCUCAGUGGAGAUUGCAGCCAUGAAAAAACUUGGAACCAUUGUGUGCAGAUUCUUCUUCCUGGACGGCCGCACCAAGGCCAUUGAUGUCCAUCCAAGGGACACUGCUGGUGAUGCCAUGCAGAAGCUUGCAGACCGGCUUGGACUGGCGAAUUUAGAGGGCUGGGCAAUAUAUGAAUCUGGUCUGGAUGGAGACAAGCACGUAAAGAUCCACGAGUAUCUGUACGAUGUGAUAUCAUCUUGGGAAACGAAACAACAAAAGGUUGGAAGUUCAAGCAACUAUGGAACUCUCAAUAAACGCUCCUCACAAACGGUCAGUUCUGGGGAGAACAGAUUUGUUUUCCGCAAACGUCUCUUCCGCUCUCCUCGGGAAAUUCCAAGCGAUCCAGUGCAAGUGAACCUGUUAUAUGCUCAGGCAGUAUAUAGUGUAGUAAGAGCUGAUGACUUCCCAAUCAAUGAAAAAGUAGCUCUUCAGUUGGCUGGGCUCCAGGCACAGGUAGCACUCGGUGAUCCAAAGGAUGGCAAGACUGAAUUCUAUGCCGAUAUUCAGUCCUACCUGCCAGCCCGCAUAGCUCAAGGAAGAAAGCAGGCUGAAUGGAUACCAGUGCUUGGACAGGCACACAGGCAGUAUGGCACCGGCAAGACAGACAUCGUGGCUAAAGUGUGGUAUCUGACUUGUGUCAUGCAGUUCCCUCUCUAUGGAACUACAAUGUUCCAAGUCUCAUAUAGAGGUUACUGGUCUUACGGCAACACGCUUAUCCUGGGAGUGAACUGUGAUGGCAUUGCUAUGAUUAAACCAGAUGACAAAUUCAUCCUUUAUGAGUAUAGAUACUGUGACAUAGAAUCAAUCUUUUUAGACCCAAGUGACAACUUCAUCACUAUAAACCUGUUAAGAACUCUGCCAGAUGCGCAUAAAUGCUUUGUUUUUGAAACCAAAGAAAAGGAAGAAAUAGGCUUCCUUAUAGCUAGUUAUUCUCCACUUCUGGCAUCUUGGAUAAAAGACAUGGACUCUAACAAGAAGGUGAAGCAGAUUACGGGUGAAGAUCGAAUACGGUUGUAUUACAACCUGGUGCAUGCGCGGCGGCAGAUCAUUGAUGCCAACAUCCUCAGGAAACCUCAGGACCAGGGCGGGAACUUCUUCGUCAGUACGCUGAGGAGAUUGAACAAGCAGAAGCUAGAGAAGCUGCGACAGGAUUAUGGGGAGAAUUCAGAGACAUACAAGGGCUUCCACCACAUGUUCUGGGCAUUCUCCAAGACUUCUUUGACUCAGACUCUCACAAAGAUCGCAACGCCAGAGGUUGAGCAGCAGGCACUCCAGAUCUCUCUUGCCAUCCUCACCUAUGCGGGGCUUAAUCCUAAUGCUGAAGCAGCAGUAACAAGUGACGACCAGCAACUGACAAUGGUUCAGGGUGUGGUGGAGCAGUGUAUGAAGCGAGACCUCCUUCUUAACGAGACUUAUCUCCAGCUCAUCAAACAAACAACAGAUCAUCCAGAUCCAAAUUCGCGGGUAAACUUACGGCAUUGGUCCUUGCUGACUUUGUUCUGCUCCGUCAUUCCCCCAACUGACAAGUGUGUGAGAAAGUACCUCCGUGCACACCUACAGCGCUGUGCCACAGACUAUGUGUCCGAAGAGGGAAAGUAUGCUCGUUAUGCUGAGAAGUGUCUUGUUAAAGCUCUGAACAAUCGGCGUCGGCAGUGGGCUCCCUCAAAACAGGAGAUCUUAUGUACAAUAAAUCGCAGACCAAUAUAUGCUCGCUUCCAUUUCAUGGAUGGACAGUUCCAUUCAUUGGAGUUUGAUGCAUCAGCAACAACAGCAGAUGUUGUUGAUCUAAUCAAACACAAGAUUGGACUCAAAGAAACCACCAAAGGCUAUGCCAUUUAUGAGAUGUUGGGGACGACAGAAAGGUGCAUAUUGAUGGAAGAGGUCCUGGCAGAUGUAAUGUCCCGGUGGGAGCGUUACAGGCAGUCUACUGCAGCCACUCAACACCACAACCAUCACAUAUUCCUGUUUAAGAAACACCUACUUCUUGAGCAGUGGAUAGACCUGAGUGACAAUGUGGAGAAAGAACUCCUUUACUUCCAAGUCCUCUAUACACUCCGUGCAGAUAAAUUCCCUGUCACGCAGAUGGAAGCGGUGAUGCUGUGUUCCUUGAGAGCCCAGAUAGAACUAGGAAACUUUACGGCAAACAUGGACUACGGCGAGGUGAUAGCUCACACUCUCUCCCCACGCUUGCUGACCAGUGUGACCCAUGAGUCUGUGGCAAUGCACCAUCAGAGCCUCUUCAACAUGGAUUCACAGGAAGCAAAGCAAGCCUUCCUUAACCUUAUUAAGUCUUGGCCACUGCAUAGAGCUACAAUAUUUGAUGUUACACAAUCCUUUACUUCCAACUGGCCAAAGGUCCUGUGGCUUGCCAUUGACGAGAAUGGAGUGCAUCUCCUUGAGCAUCGGUCCAGGAACGUGUUGUGCACCUACGAAUAUGACUACAUACUGAAUUACUCAGCCUCCAUUACUGCGCUUAUGAUCAUUACAGGAUCUACAAGGAAGCAGAGCAAAAUAAUCCUCAAUACAACUCAGGCUUUCAUGAUUGCAACCUUAAUCAAAGAUUAUACUGAAGUUCUGAGAGAAAGCAUGGGUGGUGCACCACCAGAGCCCCCCCCUCAUGGGGGCAUUCUGGCACAGCCCAUGAUGGAGGAAGGAACAGUUCUUCACCAGCAGCAGCAGCAGCAGCAGCAGCAACCGCAGCAGCAACCCAGACGGCACCGCCCUCCCAGCAUCAUGGCCAGGCCGCCUCCAACUCUCACAGAGGAGCUGGUCACUCAAUGAUGUGCUUCUCAAUGCUAAUGGUUUUCAAAUAUUUCUAGUUUUUUGAGUGGGAACUUAUCCUCAGUAUUUUUAUGACGCUUGGUAAUACUCAGACAUGUCGAGAUAUGUUCAUGAAUUGCCCCAUCUAUUUUGUCCCUGAUAUUUGCUAGUUUCACUGUUGGAUAUUUCAGAUAUUUCCUAUUCUUCUACAAUCUGGGUUGUGGUCAGGUGUUUAGGGAAAUUGUAAAGAUGUUAGUAGUAAUCUAAACAGGGAAGUAAAGUGCCAGAAUAAAAAAAGUAUUUUUUAAAAGAUUUUAAUGAUAAAUGUUUGCAUGGUUAAGUUUGGAAUUAAACUGCAAGCAGUUUUUGUCCUGUAGAAGUUGAGAUGACAAUUUGAAUCAAAUGCCCAACAGGAAGAUUUGGCUAAAAUUUGUUUACAGUUUUAAUAGAAACAAAAGAUGUAGUCUAUUAAUGACAUAAGACUGGCCUCAAAGUUAUUUUCCCAGAUGAUUAUACCUUUGUUGAGACAUAUGUGCAAAAGUUAGACUUAUUCGUAGGAACUCUGAUUUCAGUUAGCAGUGAGUCCACGUGCUAUCAACAUAUUACAAGAACCAAAAACGUAACAUUGAUAUUGUAGAAGCCUAAGAAAUAAUUCUGCUUGAAAUAUGUAUAUAUAGGUGUAUGAGAGGCUAUUAUCAGUUUAACUGGGAUGCGAGCGCUGUUCGUGUGACUGCGAAUGUAUAUUCACUGUAAGUGUGUAUAUGUGUAUACACAUGAUCACGAGUGUCUGCGUGUGUAUCUGUGUGCACCUGUGUAUGUGUGUAUCUAUGCAAAUAAUGCAUGAACCUUCCUUUGGGUCUUGAUAUAGGUGGACUCUUCUCUUCCAUGCACUAACUUGCUCAAGAGCUUCAACAGUAGUCAGUUUGUUACCCAUCAUUCCCGUGGGGUGGGAACCAGUCACCUGCCUCGCUGUGUGUCGUAUGUUGUGCCAAGUGUAGGCCCUUGUUUUCGUUUAGCAAAGAUGCUUUAAGCAUGAGUGUUUGUUAUGAAUGAUAAGUGGUUUUAUCAUGUAUUUAGAUGAUCUGUGGAUGAUUUUCAUGGAGAAAGAUUAUUUAUGAUAUAUUCCAUUUGUACAAAUAAUUUCAUUUUCAAAUUAUGAAGAUAUACUUUUAUAGAAAUAUAUACUAUAUACAGAAAUACUAGAUUGCCUUCAGGAGUUCAUUUGAAUUGCCCUGAAGUCUGGGCAGAAUGUAAUAAACAUGAUAUCCACUUUCUGUUUUGGAUCUGUUUUAUUAAAACAAACAAAUGUUUUUUAAUGUGGACACACACACACGCACACACGCACACACACACACACACACACAGAGUCCCAUGAUCUGCGUAUUCCUUUGUUUUUACAAGACCAAAAAAUGAGAACAAAGUAGGCAAAUUAAAUAUUUUAGCAUUUCCACCAAAAACGGAGAUGCCGCUGUGAAUUCAGAUGCAACCAUCAUAUCUCUUGCGCCUAAUUAUAUAAAUAAGUAUUGUGAUUGGCCACCACUGCCUCGCUCAGCCAAUCAAAACACUUGCUUAAGACAUGGAUAUGCACAAACAUUUUUAUGUCA
Molecule: messenger RNA, 8330 nt
Organism: Penaeus indicus
Lineage: Eukaryota; Metazoa; Arthropoda; Malacostraca; Decapoda; Penaeidae
Gene: Myo81F
Product: myosin-I heavy chain-like
Exons: 42
Coding region: 1-6747 (2248 amino acids)
Cellular component (GO): cytoskeleton; myosin complex
Molecular function (GO): protein binding; cytoskeletal motor activity; ATP binding
Source: RefSeq, a predicted model, not a curated record